Molecule: messenger RNA, 768 nt
Organism: Serendipita indica DSM 11827
Lineage: Eukaryota; Fungi; Basidiomycota; Agaricomycetes; Sebacinales; Serendipitaceae
Source: the annotation of a GenBank genome assembly
AUGGCGAAGAAGACGCGCGUCGCCAUCAAAGUGAUAAAACCAGUUGGCCCUAAGCUUAUGCUAUACGGCGGAGACGUCGUCGCGAGGUUAUUACUGGAUAAAGUUCGGCAUCCAAAUAUUCUUCCCGUCUAUGGGGCCGUGGAAGGUCGAAUGUUUGACCCUUUGGCGCAAUCGUCACACCGUGGUGCUCAAACGGCAAUGCUGUUCAAUAUCUCCAGAACUACAAGCUCUCGCCACUCGAAAGAUAUCGAUUGUACAGUGGCGAGGUGUUGUGGAUGGCCUGGUUCACUUCCAUUCCCGCAUGAGCCGCAAAUCGUACAUGGAGAUAUGAAACCCCCCAACGUUCUUAUUGCAGAUGACGGACGACCGAUGAUCUGCGACCUUGGUCUUGCGCGACUCAUCGUCGACGGCUCUCAACCUCAUCGUCUCCCCUCGAGUGCAGGGGUUAUGAACAUUGGGCGGAUGGGUGGAAUCAACACUACGAGUGCGCAUGCACGGGGACGCGCGGUAUCUUGCCCCCGAGCAGGUCGACUGAAUCGUCCAUCUCAGCCAACCACGGCUACGGAUGCAUAUGCGGUAGCGUGCAUUGAUUCGAGUUCAUCUAUUGUACCUUAUGCUCAUCGAGAGCAUAACCUCCAGGACAAAUAUUCCACGACAUUCGGACUGGCGUCCCACCCGCGUCUCGACCAGACAUGUCCUCUUCUUUGGCUGAUGAUGCACUCGCGUCAUCCUCUGCCGAUGGCAUCGAUAUUCUUUGGAGUAUUCUAG